Molecule: messenger RNA, 867 nt
Organism: Nakaseomyces glabratus
Lineage: Eukaryota; Fungi; Ascomycota; Saccharomycetes; Saccharomycetales; Saccharomycetaceae
Gene: COQ5
Product: 2-hexaprenyl-6-methoxy-1,4-benzoquinone methyltransferase
Biological process (GO): ubiquinone biosynthetic process
Molecular function (GO): methyltransferase activity
Source: RefSeq, a predicted model, not a curated record
AUGUUUUUGACUAGACGUUCGGCAAUUGCAGCCAGACGGUUGACUUCAAAUAUCAAGCUAUGUGCAUGGAAUUCGACUCAGAGUAAUAAUACUACCCAUUUUGGAUCUAAAACUGUUCCAGUUGAAGAGAAAGAGAAAUUGGUCGGGGAUGUUUUCAGUUCGGUAGCUUCGAAAUACGAUUUGAUGAAUGAUGUGAUGUCGCUUGGUAUCCAUAGAUGCUGGAAGGAUCACUUUAUUCAUAAGCUAGAUGCAGGCAAACGUCCCAACUCUACUGAACCUCUAAACUUUAUAGAUGUGGCUGGUGGCUCCGGUGAUAUUGCCUUUGGUCUUCUUGAUUACGCUGAAGAGAAAUUCCACGACACAGAGUCCACCAUGGAUGUCGUUGAUAUCAACCCUGAUAUGUUGAAAGAGGGAGAGAAGCGUGCUAUGGAAAACAAAAAAUACUAUAACGAUCCAAGGGUUAAUUUCAUGGUACAAAAUGGUGAAGUCUUGGAUAAGAUUCCUUCAGACUCAAAGGACGUGUACACCAUUUCCUUCGGUAUUAGAAAUUUCACAAACAUCCAAGCGGGUUUAAAUGCCGCUUAUAGAGUUUUAAAGCCAGGUGGUAUUUUCUACUGUUUAGAAUUCUCAAAGAUUGAAAAUCCAGUAAUGGACCUGGCUUACCAACAAUGGGCAAAGUUGCUGCCUGUUAUGGGAUCCAUAGUUGCAAAUGAUUAUAACUCAUAUGAGUACCUGGUGGAGUCUAUCGAAAGAUUCCCUGAUCAAGAGACUUUCAAAUCAAUGAUAGAGAAGGCUGGAUUCAAAUCCGUUGGAUAUGAAAGUUUGACUUUUGGGGUAUGUGCUAUUCAUUGGGGUGUUAAGGUCUAA